Chanos chanos (milkfish) is the source of this 5612-nucleotide messenger RNA. Its product is annotated as ATP binding cassette subfamily C member 2. The transcript is spliced from 32 exons. The coding region runs from base 459 to 5165 and encodes 1568 amino acids. Gene Ontology annotation, molecular function: ABC-type transporter activity; ATP hydrolysis activity; ATP binding. The record is from RefSeq and is a predicted model, not a curated record. Gene Ontology annotation, biological process: transmembrane transport. Gene Ontology annotation, cellular component: apical plasma membrane. Lineage: Eukaryota; Metazoa; Chordata; Actinopteri; Gonorynchiformes; Chanidae.
CUGUCACACACAUGUUCCUUGGACUUUAGACUGAAGGGUUAUGAAAACUGGAGGCUAGCAGAUCGUCAUUUGCUUGUUGGGCACAGAGAGGAAAGAGUUGGUCCUCUUUUUUUUUGACAGGACUGGAGUGCCCUUGCUUAGUUUGUCUACUCAUCUGUUGGUGGUUAGAGCAUAAUCAGUAGAUUCCUGUACCCUGUGGGGAGCUUUGGUUGAAGGCUUUCUAUAACCUAGAAAAAGGCAAGAACUCUACCAACAGAAAAACGCAGUUAAGCAUUAACAUAAACGUCACACGCACCACUCAAUUCAGUCCUGUGUAAGGUAUCUUUAGGUUCUAUUGUUCAGCGGUUUUAUGGCUGAGAGUUCUACGGAACCACGACCUGAGAGUGGCCUGCCUUUCGUCUCUUGCUGUGGAAAGGACUGUGAACAGGAACAUCACUAAAAUUUUGCGCUGUGAAAACAUGUCUGCAGCUCUAGAUGAAUACUGUGGCUCAGUCUUUUGGAAUGACUCUGUCCUGGAUAGACCAGACCCAGACUUGCCGGUGUGUUUUGAGCAGACAGUGCUGGUGUGGGUACCCCUGGGCCUCCUGUGGCUCUCUGCUCCCUGGCACUUGGCCACACUCUUCAAGAAGAAGUCUCCUAAAAAUCAACUCUCAAAGAUUUAUAUCUUCAAGCAGGUCCUGGCUGGUCUGUUGUUCCUGACAGCUAUUGCUGCCCUAGCCAUCACUCUGGGAGAAGACUACAGACCAUCAGACAAUUCCAGUACAGAUGGGAAAAACCCAGCGGUGUUCUACACUAACCCUGUCCUGUUUGCGGUCUCAUGGAUUGUAGUGAUGUUGUGUCAGGAGGGCGUGAGACGCAGGGAAGAGGCAGUCGACUCCGCAAGUCUCUUUUUUUUCUGGCUGUUCCUGGUGGUGUGUGAAAUUUUCCCAUUCCAGACUUUGCUGAGGGAGGCAUUAAACCAGGGAGAAAUUGUGGAUUUGCCACGCUUCUGUCUGUUCUACAUAGGAUUUGGUCUAGAGCUGACUGCCUUGGUCACAUCAGCCAUUGCAGAUGCGUCACCUGAAAUCAAGGAGAAAGCCAAGAAGAAUCCAGAGGUUGCGGCGACAUUUUUGAGCCGAAUCACAUUUAACUGGUUCAACAGUAUGGCCUUUAAGGGCUAUAAGAGGCCCCUUGUUCAGGAGGAUAUGUGGGAGCUGAACGGAAGGGAUGCUACUGAGUACCUCAGUCAGAAGUUUGAGGAAGUAAUGAAUAAAGAGAUACAGUUAGCUCGUGUGAAAUUACAGAAGAAACUGAGCAAGAAAAGACCCAAGCAAAAAACUGAUCCACAGGAGAAUGGUCUGGCAAAGGGAGUUAGCCAGGAUGUUCUGGUUAUGGAGGAAACUGACAAAAAGAAAAAGAAGAAGAAGAAGAAGAAGGAUAAGGAAGUAGAGAAACCCUAUCCUAAGUCAUGGCUGGUUCGUACCAUUGGAAAAACAUUUAAAUGGAUGCUGCUGGAGUCAGCUGUCUUCAAACUGAUUCAGGACUUACUGGCUUUUGUCAGCCCUCAGCUUCUCAAGCUCAUGAUCUCCUUCACUCAAGACAAAGGCAUUUUUGUUUGGCAAGGGUACCUAUAUGCAGUGUUACUGCUGGUGGUAGCCAUUCUACAGUCCGUGUUUCUACAACAGUAUUUUCAGCGCUGUUUUGUGCUAGGCAUGCAGGUCCGCACUGCAAUCAUGGCCGCUGUUUAUAAAAAGGCACUUGUGGUGUCCAAUGAUGCUCGAAAGGAGUCAACGGUGGGGGAGACAGUGAACUUGAUGUCGGCUGAUGCCCAGCGAUUUAAUGACGUGACCAACUUUAUCCACCUGCUGUGGUCCUGUCCACUUCAGAUAAUUCUCUCCAUAGUUUUCCUCUGGCUUGAACUGGGCCCGUCUGUUUUGGCUGGCCUGUUAGUCAUGGUGCUCAUGGUUCCAAUUAACGGACUACUGGCCACGAAGUCCAGGGGCUUCCAGAUGAAAAACAUGCAGUACAAGGACAAAAGAAUGAAAAUUAUGAAUGAUAUACUCAACGGAAUCAAGAUCCUAAAGUUCUAUGCCUGGGAGCCAUCUUUUGAGGUUCAGGUUAAAAAAAUUAGAGAGCAGGAACUGGGAGUGAUGAGGAAAUUUGCCUACCUGUCAUCUGUCUCUACCUUUAUAUUCUCCUGCGCGCCUGCUCUAGUGUCCUUGGCAAGCUUUGGUGUGUUUGUAUCCGUUAGUCCUGAGAAUGUUCUGGAUGCAGAGAAGGCUUUUACCUCCAUCUCUCUGUUCAACAUCCUGCGCUUCCCCCUAGCCAUGCUGCCCAUGCUCAUCUCCGCCAUGGUGCAGACAGGUGUAUCUAGGAAAAGACUGGAGAAAUUCCUUGGUGGUGAGGAUUUGGACACAAACGCGGUACACCAUGACAACAGUUUCAGUACUGCUGUGAGCGUUAAUGACGGAACAUUUGCUUGGGAGCGGGAUGCUGAGCCUGUGCUCCAAAAUAUAUCUCUGGACAUUAACCCCGGACGUCUGGUAGCAGUGGUGGGAGCAGUUGGAUCGGGCAAGUCCUCUCUGAUCUCAGCUCUCCUGGGAGAAAUGUACAAUGUGAAAGGACACACCAACAUAAAGGGCUCUUUAGCUUAUGUGCCUCAGCAGGCAUGGAUCCAGAAUGCCACUCUUAAGGACAAUAUUUUGUUUGGUUCUGAGCUGGAUGAGAAGAAGUACCAACAGGUUCUGGAUGCAUGUGCCCUGCGACCUGACUUAGACCAGCUGCCCGGUGGAGAUCAAACCGAGAUUGGGGAGAAGGGCAUUAACUUGAGUGGGGGACAGAAGCAGAGAGUGAGUCUGGCCAGAGCAGCCUACAGCUCAGCAGACACAUACCUGCUGGACGACCCACUGUCUGCUGUGGACUCACAUGUGGGGAAACAUCUAUUUGAGAGAGUCAUUGGACCCAAUGGAUUACUCAAAGACAAGACUCGUAUCCUGGUGACACAUGGGGUGAAUUUUCUGCCCUAUGUGGAUGAGAUAGUGGUGUUGGUGGAUGGGGUCAUGUCAGAGGUCGGCUCUUACAACAGCCUUCGUGCCAGUGGAGGGGCUUUCUCUGAGUUCCUGGAGACCUAUGCCAAAGAGGAGAACAAAAAAUCAGAUGCUGAAGAGGGUUCGUGUCUGUGUGUGUGUGUGUACACUCAGGAGUUUGACCUGAUUCCGGAGGGCGAGGAUCCCCAGGUUGAUAGCCCACCUGAGGACGUGGUUUCCAUAACACUCAAGAGAGAGAAUAGCUUACGACACAGCCAACGACAUGCCCAGCGCAACGGGAGUUUGAGGUUGAGAGCGGGCAGCUCUGUGAAGAAUAAAAAAGAUUCUGAAGAGACAAAGACAGGGCAGCGGCUGAUUGAGAAGGAAGCCAUGGAGACCGGCCGGGUGAAGUUCUCUGUGUAUCUACAGUACCUGAGGGCCAUGGGCUGGCUGUACUCCACUGGGGUCUUCAUCGUCUACUUCAUUCAGAAUGUGGCUUUCAUUGGCUCAAAUUUGUGGCUGAGCGAUUGGACAAACGAUGCUGUGAAGUAUUACAACAUGACAUAUCCUAACCAUGUCAGAGACCAGAGAAUCGGAGUCUUUGGUGCUCUUGGAUUGGCACAAGGGAUCUUUGUCUUCAUGGGCACCCUGAUCCUGGCAGAUGGUGGCAUUAACGCCUCUCGACUCCUGCACUCAAAACUGCUGGCCAACAUCCUUAGAGUGCCAAUGAUGUUUUUUGAUACGACCCCAUCUGGCAGGGUGGUCAACCGCUUUGCAAAGGACAUAUUCACAGUGGACGAGAUGAUCCCAAUGUCCUUCCGCUCCUGGAUUCUGUGUUUACUGGGAGUGCUGGGCACCUUAUUUGUCAUCUCUCUGGCCACUCCUCUUUUCAUUGCCGUCAUUGUCCCUCUGGCAGUUAUAUACUUCUUCGUCCAGAGAUUCUACGUGGCCACCUCCAGGCAGCUGAGGCGUCUGGACUCUGUGUCCCGUUCUCCCAUAUACUCUCACUUUGGGGAGACUGUGUCCGGCCUAUCUGUCAUUCGGGCCUACGGACACCAGGAACGCUUCCUAAAACACAACCACGCCACUAUUGAUGACAACCUCAAGAGUGUCUAUCCUUGGAUUGUGUCCAAUAGGUGGCUUGCUAUCCGGUUGGAGUUCCUAGGAAAUUUGGUCGUGUUUUUUGCUGCAUUGUUUGCGGUGCUGUCUCGAGACACUCUAGACAGUGGACUGGUGGGACUGUCCAUCUCCUAUGCUUUAAAUGUCACCCAGACUUUGAAUUGGCUUGUCAGGAUGACCUCAGAGCUAGAGACCAACAUUGUUGCUGUGGAGAGAGUGAGCGAGUACACUGAGAUUAAAAAUGAGGCACCUUGGAUCACAGACCAUCGUCCUCCAGACGACUGGCCUUCUGAAGGAAAGCUCCGCUUUGAAGACUACAAGGUUCGGUAUCGGCCCGAGUUGGACCUGGUUCUUCAUGGGAUCACGUGUGACAUUGACAGCUCUGAAAAGAUUGGGAUUGUGGGUCGGACUGGGGCAGGGAAAUCCAGUCUGACCAACUGCCUUUUCCGCAUAAUUGAAGCAGCAGAGGGACGAAUCCUAAUAGACGGAGUCGACAUUGCCAUACUGGGACUACAUGACCUCAGGGGUCGACUGACCAUCAUACCACAGGACCCAGUGCUCUUUUCUGGAACUCUCAGAUUGAACCUGGACCCGUUUGAGAGGUUCAGUGAUGCAGACAUCUGGAGAGUUCUGGAGUUGUCUCAUUUAAAAGAUUUCGUCAGUGGUUUGGCGGCAGGACUCCAGCACGAGGUGUCAGAGGGAGGGGAAAACCUCAGUGUUGGACAGAGACAGCUGUUGUGCUUGGCCAGAGCUUUGCUCAGAAAGUCUCGUAUUCUGAUCCUGGACGAGGCCACAGCUGCUGUGGACCUGGAGACAGACAACCUCAUCCAGACCACCAUUCGCAAAGAGUUCUCCCACUGCACCGUCCUCACCAUCGCCCACCGCCUCAACACCAUCCUGGACAGCUCUCGGGUCAUGGUUUUAGACGCUGGUAAAAUUGUGGAGUUUGAUUCACCCAGUGCUCUGUUCCAAAAGCAUGGACACUUCUAUUCCAUGGCGAAGGAGGCUGGGAUCUCCUCAAUCGACUACACAGCGCUGUGAGAAAAGGGAUUUCACAAGCCUGGCAUGGAAUCUUUCUACAUCCCCAAUUUGUGCCCCCUUCUUUAUGACAGAUGUAAAAAUAAAUAAAUAAAUAAUAAAGUUGGCACAGGUUGACAUGGUUUUGUAUGUGUGUACAUGCAAAAUGUAGGGAUUUCAUGACUAGAUGUAUAUUUAAUUAUAAAAUCAUUCUGUUAUGGUAUUUUCUAUACUAAUUGUUGUUGUUUAUAUGUUUAUGUCUUGGGAUAUUUUUGGUGCCGAUAAAGUUUAAGUUAAGAUUGCAUUACUUUGUUUUUGUUAAAGGGAAGUUAGCCAUUGGAGAAAGAGAAACUGGUCCGUUUGAUGUUGAUCUAACUUACGUUAAUGGCAGAAUUGUUGGUUCGAUAUCUUAUUUUACCAUGAGUAAGCAACAAGUUAAAUUACUGUAAGAUUUUUUUGUAAUAAAGUAUU